Messenger RNA from Vespula vulgaris, 4310 nucleotides. RefSeq names its product trichohyalin-like. The record is from RefSeq and is a predicted model, not a curated record. Lineage: Eukaryota; Metazoa; Arthropoda; Insecta; Hymenoptera; Vespidae. The coding region runs from base 134 to 4081 and encodes 1315 amino acids. The transcript is spliced from 4 exons.
AACCCUCGGGACUAGCAGCAUCAGCAGCUCUCCAGAGCUCAGAGGAAGAACAUCUUCCGAGUUUCAACAUUUUCUUCUCCAAAGAGACGAAAACGAAGAUCUUAGAAAUCAUCAAAUUUCUAAUCAGUACAGAAUGAGGCGUACAAGGCACGUGGUCUUACCCGUGCGGUCCUGGCAGUAUAUCGGCUUACUGCUAGUAUCACUGGCAUGCGUGACUUUCGGUUUGGUAGCUAGAGAUAGAGAAGGACAAGCAGGAAGUCUGACUGGUCCUGAACUCCUUCAUCGUGCCCCUCAUAACGUGGACGUUUGCCCGAAUUUGAAUCCUUUGGCAACAUCUUCGAUCUGUCUUGGUCUUUCGGAAAAACAAAAUCUCGCUUUGAAAAAUAAUGAAAGGAAAGAAAUCGGUUCCGAUAUCGUUCGAGUCGAGCGUAAAAAAUCGACCGAAUCGUGUAUCAAUAGGAACACACUUUUAGAAAGAAGGCAUAGAACGAUGAACGAACGUUCUUUCUAUCCAACAAAGAGACUGUCACGUUCUUUGGAACGAGUCGAUUCAAGGAUUGAAAACGUUCGAUUGUCUUAUCGUUAUUCGCCAAAUUCGGAAAUGACUCGAGAUGUAACGGAUCGUACGAGAAAACUAUCAAGAAGAUUGUCCAAUGAUAGAUCUCGGUCUAUGGAACGUCGCGAGGAACAUGGAAUCAAACGAACAGACGGACAAAGAACUCUUGAUAAUCGUGAAUUGAAAGAACGAAGAGAACGAUUCGAAAUAGACACACGUAGAAAGUUCAAUUCUCGAGCUAUCGAAAAAAGAGAGAUCAGAGGACAUCUUCGAGAAAACAUUGAAAGUCGAACGAUCAGGGAGAAUCAAAAAAGUAUUCGAGAAAGGACUCAAGAUCGUAGAUCGAACUCUGUAGAAAGACAAGAAUUCAGAAGGGAAAAUAUGGAACGGCGUUUGAUAAAAGAACGAUAUGCUAACGAUCGUAGAAAUUCUCGAAUCGAUAGUUUGGACCGUCGAUCGAAUGUAGAUGCAGAACGUAGGAAUUCUCGAAUGGAUAAUUUAAAUCGCGAACGUCGAUCGAGUGUAAGCACAGAACGUAGGAAUUCUCGAAUCAAUACUUUAAAUCGCGAACGUCGACUGAGCGUAAAUGAAGAACGUAAAAAUUCUCGAGCAAAUACUUUAAAUCGCGAACGUCGAUUGGAUAUAAGCGCAGAACGUAGAAAUUCUCGACUUGAUACCGUUAAUAUACAACGUGGAUCGAACUUAAACACAGAACGUAGAAAUUCUCGACUUGAUACUUUUAAUCGCGAACGUCGACUCAGCGUAAGUGAAGAACGUAAAAAUUCUCGAGCAAAUACUUUAAAUCGCGAACGUCGAUUGGAUAUAAGCGCAGAACGUAGAAAUUCUCGACUUGAUACCGUUAAUAUACAACGUGGAUCGAACUUAAACACAGAACGUAGAAAUUCUCGACUUGAUACUUUAAAUCGCGAACGUCGAUUGGAUGUAAGCGCAGAACGUAGAAAUUCUCGACUUGAUAUUAUUAAUAGACAACGUGGAUCAAGCCUAACGACCGAACGUAAAAAUUCUCGACUUGAUACUUUUAAUCGCGAACGUCGAUCAAAUAUGGACGCAGAACGUAGAAAUUCUCGAGCCAAUACUUUAAAUCGCGAACGUCGAUUGGAUGUAAACGUAGAACGUAGAAAUUCGAGACUUAGUACUGUUAAUACCGAACGUGGAUCGAACUUAAGCGUAGAACGUAGAAAUUCCCGACUUGAUACUUUUAAUCGCGAACGUCGAUUGGAUGUGAAUGCAGAACGUAGAAAUUCUCGACUUGAUACUGUUAAUAGCCAACGUGAAUCAAUUAUAGACGCAGAACGUAGAAAUUCUCGAGUCGAUACUUUAAAUCGCGAACGUCGAUUGGGUGUAAGUGCAGAACGUAGAAUUUCUCGACUUGACAUUGUCAAUAAGCAACGUAGAUCGAGCCUAACCACCGAACGUAGAAAUUCUCGACUUGAUAUUUUUAAUCGCGAACGUCGAUCAAACGUAGACGCAGAACGUAGAAAUUCUCGAGCCAAUACUUUAAAUCGCGAACGUCGAUUGGAUAUAAGCGCAGAACGUAGAAAUUCUCGACUUGAUACUGUUAAUAGACAACGCGAAUCAAGCCUAGCCAUCGAACGUAGAAAUUCUCGACUCGAAAUUUUUAAUCGUGAACGUCGAUCAAGCGUAGACGCAGAACGCAAAAAUUCCAGACUCGAUAUUUCUAAUCGCGAACGUCAAUCAAAUGUAGACACAGAACGUAGAAAUAGCCGACUUGACACUCUUAAUCGCGAACGUCGAUCGUUAAGUAUGACCGACCGAACACGAACCCGAAAGAUCCAGGAAAAUCGAUACGAUCGAGAAUCAAUUCUUUCGAACUCGUUAAAAAUUAGAAAAUCUACCUCUCGCGAUAAUACACCAGCCGAUCGAAAAAAUUUCCGAUCUGAAAUUAGAAACAUAAGAUUUAAUUCGUUGGAACGGCAACAAUCUGGUAACAGACUCGAGAAUUCACGAUUUGAACGAAGAAUGAUCGAUAACGAAGAUCGCAAACUCCACGAUCGUCGUACUCGUUCGGUCGACCGACGAAAUACGAACACAUUAAAUCGCAAUAACAGACAUCUCGAUUUAGAACGUAGAAUAUCAAUUGAUCGUGCAUCCGAAUAUAUAGAUCGCCGUGAUAAUAGACGCGAACUUGUUAACCGUUUAUCACGAUCUCCGUUCUCUGAUCGAAAUUCUCGAAGAGAAAUCGAUCGUACUAGAGUCGAUAGAUCGUCGGAAUCUAGAGAUAACAACGAACAACGCAAUAUUCUAUUGAACCGCCGAAUUAUGGAAACACCGAAACUAAAUCGUCGCGAAGUUAACACUCCGAGACGUACGAUUCGAUCUUCAAAUAUUGAAAAUCUUCGAAAUUCUCUUCGUUACUCUCUCGAUCGAUCCUUAGAUCGUACGAAUAGAAUCGAACGUUUCUCGAACAAACGAUCGAACGAAAAAUUGACCGAACGUAGAUCAACCCUAGGAGAAAUCGCCGAUGAGAUUUCAUUUGUGGAACGAAGACGAACGCAAUACGGACAACGUCGCAUUUCAAGAACAUUAACACCCGAAAUUUCGGAUCGUAGAUCAUUUGUUGCACGAGAAUAUCAAGUUUCCAAGCAAGGAAAAAGAUUAAGCCGCUCGUUCGAUAAUUUAAAUCGAUUGAAUUCCAACGAAAGACGCGAAUCUGUCGAAAGUAGGCGCUUCGGAACGGACAACGAUCGUAGAUCAUCUGUUUUAUCGACCGACCGACGAGACACUCGACGACAACGAGAAAAUCUUGCACGAACUUCCGUUUUACUUCGUACGACUAAUCUCCAAGAACGACGACGUUUCAAUACAAGGAUUCAAGAACGAUAUAAUAGAAAAAUCGAAAGGACGAUCGACGAAAGACGUAAAUCCAAUGAUCCUAGCUUGGCCGGUAAAAUAGAACGUUCUAUGGAAUUACGAUCCCGUGAUCAACGUAGAAAUGUUCGUUCGAAUUUGAUAGUAACGCGACAUAACGAUUCACAAAUACGAUACAUCGAUCCACUUAACCGAGAAGAAAAUGUCGAUUUUGAUAUAGGCUUUAAAUUGAUCGAACGAUCUCGAAACAACGUUAACAAGAGAUCUUCGUAUCGAAGAUCAGUCGAUCUUAGACAAUCUAAUUCUCUUCGUGAAAAAAGCAGGACCUCUGAAACGUCUACUUAUCAUCGAAAUACGAUUUUCGUUCCUAUGAUCGAUCGUGAUCGAUUAGAUUUAAUAAGAGAAGGAGCGAAGACCAGACGAUUAUUUAAUACAAAUCGCCGAACUCUGAUAAUGUCUCAAGAAUUCAGAAAUAACGAAUACGGAAGGAAAACUAGAAUGAUAGCGAACUUACUAAAAACGAACGUCCUCUCGAACUAUGAUUCCUCUUUUGAAAUUAUACGACAAACUUUCAUAAUCAUCAUUUGUAUCUUAUAUGGAUCAUCGAUGUCUAAAAAUAAUAAACUUUUUACAGGUAAUCUAAUGGAAAGUAUUCGCAAAUUUGCAUUAUGGUAAAGAUUUUACGUCGAUACUUUGCUACUUCUAACAUGCUACUUCUAUGAACCUGCUCGUCGUUGCUGUAAUAUAUCUACAUAUUAUUUAUAUGUUAUCUAUAUAUAUUAGAGUAUAUCUGCAAAUAUUCGUCUAUGCAGUUAAUGUAGAACACAAAGAAAUAACAAAGUAAUAUAUAUAUAUAUGAAGUAUAUUUUUUGUGCGAAUAAAUUGUUCAAACGAAAGUAAUAUC